Suncus etruscus (white-toothed pygmy shrew) is the source of this 1994-nucleotide messenger RNA. RefSeq names its product neuraminidase 4 (gene NEU4). Gene Ontology annotation, molecular function: exo-alpha-sialidase activity. Lineage: Eukaryota; Metazoa; Chordata; Mammalia; Eulipotyphla; Soricidae. The transcript has 4 exons. The record is from RefSeq and is a predicted model, not a curated record. Gene Ontology annotation, biological process: ganglioside catabolic process; oligosaccharide catabolic process. The coding region runs from base 391 to 1710 and encodes 439 amino acids. Gene Ontology annotation, cellular component: lysosome; cytoplasm; membrane.
UCAGCUGAGACCUUGGGACAGUGGCCAGCCCCCUGCUCAGCAUUGUUUUGGGGAUCCCCUGGUCCCAAGGUCCUGGAUGAAGAUUACAAGCAGCAGGGGUGUCUGCUACUUGGGGCCUCUUCUGCUGUCUCCAAUCACUGAUAGGAGUGAUGGGAGGGUCUGGCUGCUGGCCUGCCUGGCCCCCAAUACAGUGCACCCUUGUCUGCUCCCCACACCACCCACAUCGCCCACACUGUGCCAGACAAGCAGAUGCUCCUGCAGUCGCCUUGCAGCCAACUCAGCUGGCCUGAGGAGUCCUCUGUCCACAUCCACAUCCACAUCCAUAGCCUGCAGCUGGCCUGGGGAGUCUAACCAGCUCUUGCGCUUCCCGUUGUCCCUGGGGCUGAGAGCAUGGGGACCCCUGUGCGCACUGUGCUGUUCCAGCGUGAGAGGACAGGCCUGACGUACCGUGUGCCCGCACUACUGCCUGUGCCUCCUGGACCUGCCCUGCUGGCCUUCGCAGAGCAGCGCCUCAGCCCUGACGACUCGCAUGCCCACCUCCUGGUACAGCGCUGGGGCACGAGAGUGGGCAGCUCUGUGCAGUGGGGCCCUCUGCAUGUGCUGAGCACAGCAGCUCUGGAAGGUCAUCGAUCCAUGAAUCCCUGUCCUGUACGUGAUGCACACACGGCCACCAUCUUCCUCUUUUUCAUCGCCGUUUGGGGCCACACGCCUGAGGCCACACAGAUUGCUACAGGCCGAAAUGCAGCUCGUCUCUGCUGUGUGACCAGCCAUGAUGGGGGUCAUAGCUGGGGCCAAGUGCGUGACCUCACAGAGGAGGCAGUGGGCAGUGCCCAGGCGGAGUGGGCCACAUUUGCUGUGGGCCCAGGCCAUGGUGUGCAGCUGCUCUCAGGCCGCCUGUUGGUGCCAGCCUACACCUACCGAGUGAACCGGCGCGAGUGCUUUGGCCGCAUCUGCAGGACCAGCCCUCACUCCUUCACCUUCUACAGUGAUGACCAUGGCCGCACCUGGCACUGUGGGGGCCUGGUGCCCAACUUGCGCUCUGGCGAGUGCCAGCUGGCAGCAGUGAAUGGUGUACUAUACUGCAACGCCCGGAGCCCCCUGGGCAGCCGUGUGCAGGCACUCAGCACCGAUGAGGGUGCCUCCUUUCUGCCUGGGGAGCUGGUGCCCAGCCUGGCUGAGACCGCACGGGGCUGCCAGGGCAGCAUUGUGGGCUUUUCUGCCCCUUCCUACAGCAGGCCCCCAAGUGAGGGAUCUGCUGUGGGCACCAGGGGCCUUCCUGCUUCUCUCUGUCCAGGAGUGCAAAGGCCCCCUGAAGGGAGUGCUGGAGACAGCCAUAUGGGGGAUGGGCCCAGUGUGAGGGAGGUACCUGCCAGUCUUGGCAGGGACACAUGGCUUCUGUAUUCCCACCCCGUGGGACGUAGGGCUCGACUACACAUGGGCGUGUACCUGAACCGGUCCCCCCUGGACCCACAGAGGUGGACGGAGCCCUGGGUGAUCUUCCAGGGUCCCAGCGGCUACUCUGACCUGGCCUGCCUGGGGCCUUGGCCGCAGGGGGAUCUGGUCUUUGCCUGCAUGUUUGAGAGUGGAGCCAGGCUCUCCUACGAGGAGAUUUCCUUCUGUCUCUUCUCUCUGCAGCAGCUGCUGCAGCAUGUUGGGCCCCCACCACCCCAGGGCAAGGACAAGCCUGGAGGCCACUGCCAGCCCUCCUGAUGGCCCCAGAUGUGGGCCUGGGCAGAGCAGGGGUCAUCACCAGGAGAGAACUAGGGGUGGGCAGAGCCCAGAACCCAGCGUGGAUCCAGGCAGGCCCCUUGUUGCUUUUCUCUCAGACCUGGGGCAGUGUCGGGCCUUUUCUAACUCCUUGCUCCAGGGCUAUUGGGUGAGUAGGUGAUUGGGUGAGAAUAGGAACCCUCUGAUCUGAUCUGAUCUGAUCUGAUCUGAUCUGAUCUGGGGAGCACUCACUUUCUGCAGCAGGGUUAGACAAUUUGGGAGAUGUA